Gordionus sp. m RMFG-2023 is the source of this 567-nucleotide messenger RNA. RefSeq lists its product as uncharacterized. NCBI's taxonomy places the organism in Eukaryota, Metazoa, Nematomorpha, Gordioida, Chordodea, Parachordodidae. The transcript has a single exon. The coding region runs from base 1 to 567 and encodes 188 amino acids. The record is from RefSeq and is a predicted model, not a curated record.
AUGCUAGAUAAAAUUCUCGAACCUAAACUUUUUCAGAUUGUUACUCAUUUUAUGAUACAUGGUCCUUGUGGGAUAUUUAACCCUAAAUCGCCUUGCAUGGAAAAUGGCAUAUGUACCAAAAAAUUUCCUAAGGAUUUUCAAAUGGAAACAAGACCAAAUAUUGAUGGGUAUCCAUAUUAUAAAAGGCGAGAUAAUGGUAUUACAAUUCUUUCCGGUAAACCUACGGAUAAUCGUUAUGUUAUUCCAUAUCAUCGAUAUCUAAUGUUAAAAUUCAAUGCUCAUAUUAAGGUGGAAAUUUGUACAUCUAUUAAAUCGAUAAAAUAUAUCUUUAAGUAUAUUUAUAAGGGCUAUGACUGUACUAAUGUUGACAUUAAUGUUGCUUCAAAUAUAAAUAUUCAUGACGAAAUUAAAUCACAUUUAAAUGCGCGAUAUGUGAGUGCAUGUGAAUCAAUGUGGAGAUUAUUAGAAAAUAAUAUGCAUGACCGCUCGCACGCUGUUAUUUGCUUAGGAAUUCAUUUACCUUUACAACAGAGAGUAUAUUUCACUGCUGGACAUGAAAGAGAUUGA